Owenia fusiformis is the source of this 1302-nucleotide messenger RNA. Lineage: Eukaryota; Metazoa; Annelida; Polychaeta; Sabellida; Oweniidae. The record is from the annotation of a GenBank genome assembly.
GUCCUUCCUAUUGCUCCAUAUAAAGACUUGAAUCGUACUUUUGUAUAAUUGAGUAUUUGAAACAAGGAUUGUUCCCAUUGGUCUGGUAGUACAAGGUGACAUUCUCUAGCAUGAACAGGCUACUCAUUUUCCUGGCAGUUGUUUCAGUGGCAUUUGGUGCCUCAGUCAAGGAAACUGAAGAGCUCUCACCUAGAGGUCCAACCCAUGGAGAAUUAAUUGUUGGUGAUAUUUUGAGACCUGACCCAGAGAAGGUUGCCAGUGGUAGGCCAGAUAGAGUGUGGCCCGGGGGAGUGAUACCAUACGUCAUAGAUGCAGCUGUCCCUGCUGACUGCAGGGCUGCAAUAGACCAAGCCAUUGCCCAGUACAAUGAAAAGACUUGCAUACGUAUUGUUCCACAGACGAAUGAAAUAGACUUUGUAUUAGUCAUGAGGCCUCAGAGUGGGUGCAAUAGUUAUGUAGGCAAUAUAGGUGGACCACAGGUGCUAAACUUGGGCCCUGGUUGCUGUAGUCUGGGUACUGUGAUCCAUGAAUUUAUGCAUGCAAUUGGCUUUGAGCAUGAACACACCAGAGAUGACAGGGAGGACUACAUCACUGUACAUUUUAAUAACAUUACACCAGACUGGCAAAGAUGGUAUGAGAUUAUCUGGGACACUGUCAAUUUUGCUGAAUAUGAUCCUGCAAGUGUAAUGCAUUAUGAUGCCUUUGCUUCAAGAACUGGAACAGCUCCUACAAUGACGACAAAUAUUUCCAACAGGCCAGACUUUGGCAACCCAUGGGGCCUCACUACCAGAGACAUUGAGAAAAUCCAGGCUAUGUAUGGGUGCAGUGGAAGAGCAACAGGAGUGGACCCAUGCCAAGAUGGGAAUUCUCAAUGUGAAGGUUGGGCACUUAGUGGAGAAUGUGAAUCAAACCCAAGAUAUAUGAGGUCCAACUGUAGAAUCAGCUGCGACUCUUGCCCUCAGUUAUAAACAUUUGGGUCUCUUUGUAAGAUGUCACAUUAGUCAUGUUAAAGCUGUAUCAUUUCUCUGUGCCUCCUUUCUAGGUUCACCACUCCUUUCUCACAGGGAGGUGUGGUAGGGUUGAUGCUUUAAAGGUACUUAUUUUAUGAUUAUGAACAUAGUUAUCUUGUGUAAAAACAUGUACAUUGGUCGUAUGUUUGAAACAACCAAGUUAAAGUAAUGCAAAUGCUGAUAAAGAUAUUCGUGAAAUCAACAUGACAAUUGUAACAGAUUACUAUAUGAUCAUUCAAAAAUCUUUUGAAACUGUAUUUCAUGUAAUGAAUGCACUAAUAAAGAAGUAUUC